This is a messenger RNA of Lolium perenne, 474 nucleotides long. The record is from RefSeq and is a predicted model, not a curated record. Lineage: Eukaryota; Viridiplantae; Streptophyta; Magnoliopsida; Poales; Poaceae.
AUGAAGAAGCUCGAAUGCAAAAGAGGCAAGCUCCUCGAGCUGGGGUUCAUUGACCCAGACACAGUUCAUGAAGUUACGGUUCAAGACUACGCCAAGGACACAGAGGAUAACAUGCUACGUUUUUUAGUGAAGCAAGCAAACAAAGAGGAUAUAUUCUUUCCCUACAACUUCAAAUUCCACUUUAUUCUCCUAAUCAUUGAUCUUCACAAAGGAGUCGUAAAUGUCAUGGACUCGAAACGUAAAGAACAUGCGGAAUGGGCGGACAUGGCUGCCAUCCUCCAGAGGGCUUGGAAACGGUUCAUCAAUACUGUUCCGGGUAAAUGGAAACCGGAGCUUACAUUUCAAGAUUACCCUGUAAGUAGUACUAUAUAUAUAGCUAUGUCCGUGAAACUCUAUAUAUGAUAUUUACUUUCAAUACGAUGCUUGAUUAUUAGUUUGAUCGAACUAUUUUUUCGUAAAGUGUAUGAGGCAGGA